Oikopleura dioica is the source of this 765-nucleotide messenger RNA. The record is from the annotation of a GenBank genome assembly. NCBI's taxonomy places the organism in Eukaryota, Metazoa, Chordata, Appendicularia, Copelata, Oikopleuridae.
AUGAAUCCUCAAAGCCUCGGCCUUGCAUCGUCUUUGCUCGGCGGUCUCGACCAGCGAUUGCUCCAGCAACAGCAGCAGCUUCUUCAAAAUCCGUUUCGUCUUGGAACCCAGGCGCUUGACCCUGCUCUCAUCGCCCGAGCUCAAUUGACAUCGCAACUUCCACGACUCCCACAGCUUCCGCAAAUGAUUGAUCCGAUGCUCGCCGCUCAGUACGGCUACUCUCAGCUUCUUCACGGAGCUGGUGCCCGCAAAAACGCCACACGAGAAUCUACUGCUCCGCUUAAAAACUGGCUCAAGGAGCACCAGAAGAACCCGUAUCCUACAAAAGGAGAAAAAGUUUACCUCGCGCUCAUUUCCGGAAUGACCCUCACACAGGUUUCAACCUGGUUUGCUAAUGCGCGCAGACGACUCAAGAAGGAGAAUAAAUGGUCUCCAACAUCCGGCUUCGAAGAUGAUGAUUCUUCUUCUUCCCCAAAUAAGAGUUCUUCAGUGCUCGACGAGGAAACCAAUGCAGUAAAACGCGUGUCCGAAGAUCAUAUCGAAUCCGGAUACAGUUCUCACCAGUCGGACCACAGUUCGGAAACAUCACCAGAUAGAGCCGACUCACCAACAGUCUCCGAGCCCGCGCCCAUCCGAGUAUCCGCCAUUAGCGCGAGCAUUCCCGUUUCUCCCCCAAGCUCGACUCUCCCCAGGCCGAAAAUCUGGUCCCUCGCAGAGAUGACGACCUCGUCAGAUGACGAGGAAGAAGAGUUGAAUGUCAACUGA